AUGUCACCUUCAAAAACAACAUUAUCAAAAGUCCCAACCACGAAAUCGUUUGAGCCGCCUAUGAACGUCCCAGGAACCAGCUCAAAUCGUUCCUACAUGAAUUCGGUGUCAGCAUCACCGAUAAGCGGCACUUCAAACUCUUCCCCAAACUAUCCUCUGUUUGAAAAUACACCAGAGAGAGCUGUGGGUGCUGAGCAGCAAAAAAAUCAAACGAGUUCUUCGACACAAACUGAAGAGCUGAAUUCGUCUGAACGAGCUCUGCGGGCUCAAACAUGUCCAGUAGAUAUACCCGGACCCUCGUUGCAAUCAAAUGAUGCUUCGCCAAAACAAGCCGCACCAUCCCAACCUGUGCGAGUGGAUUCUCCAGCUGUUAAUAAACCGUGUUCCUCACAAACCGGACAGAAAUUUGCUGUGCCAGCAAACCCAGCAAACAAUGGGCUCAUGGACCCAAAAGCAGAUGAAUCUCAGCAGGGACAAGCAGGACCUGCAGUGGCUCCAUCCCGACCUGCAUUCAAGAGACCAUAUCCUGCACAAGGAGCAGCGAAUUCACCAAAAAUGGGAAAAUGGACUCGUGCUGGACAGCUUCAGAUGAUGAGUCAAGCAGGACAGACGGGACAAACCCAAAUGAUGACUCCGUCUACUUCCACGCAGAAUAAUUCAUUGCGGACUGCUCCAGCUGGAACAUCACAGAUGACGCAAGUGACGAGCUCGACUCUUGUGAAAACUACAUCGCAGACCGGUCCAAUUAAGCAAUCCCCGACGACACCGGCGAGACUUCCAGGAUUUGUUUCAAUGAGUUCACCAACCCCUGCGUUGAAAUCAAAUGAUCGUUCACAGUCGGGAGAAGUAGGACCAGCCCAAGCUGGAGUAUCGGGACAGACUGCAUCAUCGCAAUCUACGUCUGCGGAUUUACUACCUGCUCCAGAGACUGGAUCAUCAGAAGCAGAACAGAAAAGAGCGACUCAAAUUGUGCACCCACAACCACAAAAAACACAAGUGGAAGAGUCACAAUCGGCCCAAUCAAGCUCAGAAGCUGUGAUGCCUCCACCACGAGCUGCCUUGAAGAGAUCAUGUCGUUCUAAACAAACUGCUGCUCAACAAAAUGGAGAUGCAUCAACAUCUGAACUGAUGGGCCCACCUAGUGCGCCGCCAAGGAGAUCGUCCAGAAAAAGGAAAAACCAAAAUGAACGACCAGAUGAAGAUAAGGAGCCACGGAUUACAACACCAAUGCGUGAAAUAAAAGCCAAUAAAAAGAAACCAAAUCAGUCCAAAAGAAUCCCCAAAGCCCUGCCCAGAAAAAAACCGAAAGUCGGCUCCAAACAACAAGUCAACAUCCCAGAAGAGACGAGUGACUCCGAAAGUCCAGAUCGGGAAGAGACGACGUGGAUACUCCCAGAUGACGAAGAAACUUUAAUCGCCACAUCCACUCUUCGAAAUGAGUACUGGUGCGUAAUAUGGCGACAGUUUGAAGGAUUAAUUCCAUACGAAGCAGCUCUCCAACAUUUCAUGGAAAGCAACUAUUCCACAUGCAAAGCGUUUGAGAACAUUGAAGAGUUAUUGCGAAAGUGGGGAUACUCUCCACGGAAGCACCUUCGAGAAGCUCAUAUGGAGCACUACAAUCAGCUUUUGGAUGAGCAAUCCUUCAAUAAGGUGUAUGAUGAGGAAAGUAUUCCCCAAGAGUACAGCUUGGUCGAAGUCAAGGAAUUUUAUGCUCUCUUCCAUUCGCGACAAAUUGCCCCCCAAAGAUUGCAUCGGAACCUUUGCGUCUGCAAGGAGUUCUUUUGCAGGAAGCUCACUUUUGAGCCGCGAUGGGCUUGUGCAAAUUGUACCGGCCAGUUGAGGCAAAUGGCAUCUCCUCGCCUUUGUCUCAUAUGUCAGGCGUACAAGGAGAAGACUGGAAGAUCUCGCCCAAUUUCUGACUCUUAUUGGAGCGGUGAAGAAGUCAGAAAAAUCUUGGCUUGGAAAUCACUGGAAGAAAAACUUCAAAAGGAGGUUCCAAGGGAGGACUUCGAGAAGUUUUUAAAAGAAAAGGAGCGAAAACGAAUCGAAGAAGAACGCUUCUCGGAGGAGGAAAAGAGAUUAGUUCAAUCUCUUCCCAAAGGAUCCGAAAAGACUAUGGAACUUUGGAUGAAGGAGAUUGACAACCCCUUCCUAAAAAAUUGCCACCCAUCCACGACGAAAAUCGAUACUAUUGUGAAAAACCGCAAGGAUGAUGUGAUGAAUGAAAAAGCAGAACCACGACCAAAACGAAGUUGCAUUCAAAGUUCCUCGCAAGGAUCAAGCCGGACGAAGGACAAUGGCGAGGCCGCGACUUAA
Molecule: messenger RNA, 2316 nt
Organism: Caenorhabditis remanei
Lineage: Eukaryota; Metazoa; Nematoda; Chromadorea; Rhabditida; Rhabditidae
Exons: 7
Coding region: 1-2316 (771 amino acids)
Source: RefSeq, a predicted model, not a curated record